Diaporthe amygdali is the source of this 1236-nucleotide messenger RNA. RefSeq lists its product as uncharacterized. The transcript has a single exon. The record is from RefSeq and is a predicted model, not a curated record. NCBI's taxonomy places the organism in Eukaryota, Fungi, Ascomycota, Sordariomycetes, Diaporthales, Diaporthaceae. Bases 1 to 1236 code for a protein of 411 amino acids.
AUGGACGACCAAUUCGGCGGCAGAACCGACGACGACCUUUUCGCCGACGAGUUUGAGCCCGUUGCCGACGAAGAGCCUCAAGUGUACACUGAGCCUACUCCAGUGCCACUUCCUGUCGCUAAAGAGACUCCCUCACUUGCGAGCCAGUCAUCCUCGACCGCACCCACGCCUGUAGAGACUGAUGCAGCGCUCAAAGCAGCAGCUCCUAUUUCAGCAGACCACAAUGCUGCGGCUUCCACUGAAACAACCUCCAGCACGGCAGCUUCCAAUGCGACAGCUGCCGCUACCUCGGCGCCCUCGCACAAGUCUGGACUGAUGCAAUCACGACAUGCCCAACAACCACCACCCUCAGCGCCACGCGCGCCUCGCAACCACCGCGCCAACAACCAAAGCAACCACAACAAUCAUGCGGCAGUGUCCCCUAGUCCAUCAAGCCCUGCACCACCCUCCUCGACCAGGCACGACUCCCGGCAACACAAGUCCAAUCAUGGCUCAGACGCCCGCACCGGAUCCGGCGCAAACCCACGCACCAAGCUCACCGAGGCUGAGCUAGCCGAGAAAAUGGAGAAAAUGCGCAUUCUGAACGAGGAGAAGACGCGCCGUUUCAAGCGCGAGGAAGAAGACCAGCAGUCCCACGCGAUUGCCAUGGAGAAGGCCUCUGCAGAAUCGCGCAAGCGCCGGCAAGAAGAGGCCGAGCGCCGGAAGAGAGAGGCGACUGAUAAAAAGCAGAUGGAUGACGAGCGCGAGAAGAACAGGCAAAGGAAGCUCGAUGCCUUGGGCGCCCGGGAGAGCAAUUGGGACCAGGGGAAGGAGGAGCGGCUACAGGAAGAAGAUCGAAGACGGGGAACAACCAACUUCAGGGGCGCGAAUGGAGGAAUUCGCGGCUCAGCGAGUGGCAGGGGCGGUGGCUUGUCCGGCAGCCGCUUCGCCGACUCGACUUCAGACUCGGAUUUCAUGUCUGGACGAGGAGGCAGGGGCGGUAGAGGCGGACGAGGACGAGGAGGCCGUGGCGACUACUCCGGCACGCCACCGCCCCAAGGUGCGGCACAUGCAGCGAAGAAGGAGCCCGCCCUCACGCCUGAAGAAUUCCCUGCUUUGCCUUCCUCUUCAGCGUCGACCAAGAAGACUGACUCCGUCGCCAAGACGGACCUCAACUCGCCGACGUCACCACUCGGACAAUGGGACGAUGAAAUGGCUGCCAUGGAUGCGAAGACUGCCGCCGCGACCAAAACUUAG